This is a messenger RNA of Myxozyma melibiosi, 2577 nucleotides long. RefSeq lists its product as uncharacterized. Lineage: Eukaryota; Fungi; Ascomycota; Lipomycetes; Lipomycetales; Lipomycetaceae. Bases 161 to 2359 code for a protein of 732 amino acids. The transcript is spliced from 2 exons. Gene Ontology annotation, cellular component: endosome; retromer, tubulation complex. Gene Ontology annotation, molecular function: phosphatidylinositol-3-phosphate binding. Gene Ontology annotation, biological process: intracellular protein transport; retrograde transport, endosome to Golgi. The record is from RefSeq and is a predicted model, not a curated record.
AGGUGACGUUGCGUUUGCAAAAAGCUCCGUCGCCUUUUGUCUCCUUCGCCUCUCGUCCAAAGUCACCUCUUCUUCGCGAGCAUCUUCUCUGCUCUCUGCUGCUGAUUCUACUCAUCAACAGCUUCUCAGAUAUCUUCUGCCUCUACUGAACGAUCUGCAAAUGGCUACCGCGGAAACCUCCGCGGACUCCGCGCCCGACCUGAACAACAACAUCGGCUCCACCACCAACGACCACCCCGAGCCAGACACCCCCCACCGCCCCGCUCUCUCCUCCGGCCUCUCCUUCCUCGCGCCCGCGUCCGAAACCCUCUUUCCAGACGAGUUUGACGCGGGCUUUUACGACCCCGCGCCCGCAGAGACAGCUGCCGCGGCCGAGACCUCGAAUCCGCUGGCGUCGACCUCGUUGCCGGCGUCGGUCAUGGACGCGUACGCCGACCACGACGACGGCUGGGGUUCGUCGGCUGAUCCGUACCUGUCCAAGCCCGCCGAGAUCGUCGAGUCGUCGUAUUACGAAGACGAGGACGAGGAGGACGAGGACGAUAAUAAUCCACAGGCGGAGAUGUCCGAGGAAAGCGACCGGGCGAACUUGUUUGGAUCGGACGACGAUAUCGCGCAGGACAGCAACGGGGGUCAACAUGAUCCCGCAUCCCAGGCGCGUGCGUCGACGUCGACUGAGAUCCAGCGGUCAUCGAUCGAGACUGGAGUCAGUUCUGUAUCUUCGACCAGCCAGCAGAGUCAUCAACCGGAGCAAAAGUAUAGACAACAACAACAACAACAACAACCACAACCACGACCACAACAACAAUAUCAGCGACCACAACUACCACCACAACAGCAGCAGCGUCCCUCACAGCAGCAGAACAAUGCUCCCCGUUACGACCCCCAAUCCUACUACAAACAAGAGCCUACCCCUCAGAAUCAAUACUACCCGCCUCCCCAACCUGCUCAGCAGUACCCCUACGCCCCACAGAUGCAACCCCCCGCAGCUGCUGGGCAACGACCAAUGGCCCCAGCCAACGCUCGUCCUCCUGUCAUGGAAUAUGUCUUGCACACCAGAGUCACUGGUAUGGAAAGAUCGGGGAAGAAGCCGCCUUUGAUCAAAUUUGACGCCUAUACCAACCUCCCUCGAUUCCGCACGACCCAGUUCCGCGACAUUCGCAGAACGCACGGCGAGUUCCUCAAGCUCUUCAGACACCUCUGCGUAGCGAACCCAGAGUGCCUUGUCCCCACGAUCCCCAUGGAAAUCACCUCUGCCGGCGCCGGCUCGGACGAAGACGAGUACCGCAUCAAGGCCAACUUCCAGAAAUGGCUUGACCGCGUCACAUCGAACCCGAUCCUCAUGCGCGACGAGGAAAUGAUGUUUUUCAUCGAGGCCGACUUUGGAUACUCACCCAUCACGAAACGCAAGGCUCCCGCGACUGGACUGCGGCGCAAAGCAAUCAAGCAGCUCGCGCCGCCGCCAGAUGACUGCCAGGAACUUGUGGCGUUUAGACCGAUCGCGAAGCAGUUCUACAUUGAGUCUGAAAAGGUGCGGGAUAAGCUCGAGAAGGUGAGUAAAGUGCGGCGGAACCUGGGUCUUGCCGAGAUCGAGCUCGGACACAAGUUCACAAACCUGAUCUCUCUCGAGUUUCAAACCGGCAUGAUCAACAUGUGGAAAAAGCUUGGAAAGACGGUGAUGAGCGUGGGCGACAUCGAGGGGAUGAAGACAGUUGCCGAAAUGGCUAGUUUGGGGGAUGGUCUGUCGUGGCUCUGCAACGACGCCUAUGUCGUCAAAGAAACGCUCACGAACCGACAGAUUCUCAUCCGCGAGCUCAUCUCCGCGCAAUCGACCAGCCGAAACCGCCACGCGACCGCCGCGCGCCUGCGAAGUUCGGCGACGAUCAACCCGCUGCGGGUAGACGAGGCGCUCAACUCGCUCGAAGAAGCCAAGCAAGUCGAGGCCGCGCUGACCGCCAAAGUCAACCGGGUGACCAACAACCUCGUGCGCGAGAAACGCGAGUGGUUUGCAAACACGCAGGAAGACCUCAUGGGCUACAUGGCCGAGUACGUCCGGCGCAUGAUCGACGCCGAGCGACGCACGCUCGCGGUCUGGGAAUCAAUCCGGCUCGAUGUCCGCUCGGCCGAUGCUUCGGGUGGUCUCUCGCGCCUCGGACGGGGCGAGCUUCCGCCCGUGCGCCGGUCGGAUCUGGUGACUAGUCAAGGACCGAAGGGAGAUGGGUGGAGCGGCGAUCGACGGACGAUGCAUGGCGGGAACGGGUUCUUGCCGGCUUACGAGUACGGCGACGAUGAUGACGAGGAAGGGAUUUCUGAGGUUGAUGCAAAGAAUGCGGCACAGAUGCUUGCUGCUGCUACGUUCUAGUUUGUUUUAUGUGUUUUGUUUUACAUAGUUGUAUUCAUUUUUCUGUACUUGUCAUCCAUUUUCUCCUUCAUGUCUGAUUUCUUUCUUCAUGUGAUUCCUUCUUCAUGUCUUUUUUUCAUACUUUCACUUUUUGCCUUGUUUUACAGUUUUCAUCUAUGAUUAGUCGCUUGUUUUCAUUAGUCAAUGAACGUGCUUGGUACAGACCAUGUUUAUUAAGA